Messenger RNA from Exophiala oligosperma, 3257 nucleotides. RefSeq lists its product as uncharacterized. Bases 132 to 2984 code for a protein of 950 amino acids. The record is from RefSeq and is a predicted model, not a curated record. Lineage: Eukaryota; Fungi; Ascomycota; Eurotiomycetes; Chaetothyriales; Herpotrichiellaceae. Gene Ontology annotation, molecular function: protein binding. The transcript has a single exon.
CGGAGGUCUGUCUUACUACGACUACACAGCACAAAGAACGCCCUGAAUCUCAUUCCCUCGACGAACACCCCUACAUCCAAGGCUCUUCUCGCCUCCGUAGGGACCUUCGGUGAGAAUAUGCCUGCGGUCAUAUGCACCGGCCUUCGAAGUUUGCAGGGUGCAGAAGCAUUCAGAAUACGACCUCGACGUCUCCUCUAGCCUUUUGCGAUUUCCUUUUCCCGUCGAGCCGUCUGACUACCUGCCGCCAAUCCCGUAAUGUAUCAACGGCCCUGCGAGUACAAGAUGCACAGUCGCUCGAGUCGAUGUUCUACGGCGCAUUGGCGCACGCCACAAGCUGCCACCGAGCCAGAAAGAACUCUCGAGAUCAAUCAAAGGGCGUCUCAGGCAAUGGAGGAGCUGCCAUCCGAGCGAUGGACGGUCACAGGACAUAUAGCCGCCACCCUGCAGACGCAAGAUCUUUCCAGGCUCGCUGUCGAAACAUGAGUACCACGUCUCGAUUAGCACAAGCACGGCCUAGACAAGCCAAUCGUGUGAAGGACUUUUUCGAUGAUAAUACCUUUGAAUUCGCCGCCAAAAGCCGCCUGCCGAUGGGGUUCUUCCAUGAUUUGGAUGUGCUUCAGGACAAGAUGGACGAAAUGAGACAAGAACCUGUGAGGGAAGAGGCAGACAAAAAGGAGCAUGAGCAGGAGGAGCAAGAGCGGUCGGCAUCUCAGCUUGAGGAACAGGUGCAACUUCUAAACUCUGUGAGGAAACUUGAGAAUAAACUGGCUCAAAUGAAGUCCAAACUGGCCGAGUCGACAAAGCACGCACCCGUUCGAAUCGAGCCCGCACCACCACCUCCGGAGGUCGUUCUGUCGAGGGAUGAUUACAAGGCAUUGGUUGACUUGUACUAUUAUACCAACCACAGACGGUUCGACCCCGAGUCGCCUGAUGCUUCUCCAACACCCGUGCUGCUGGAGGAUUAUGCGUUCAAGUUGUCAGAGGACUUUGCUCCACCACAAGCAUUUGCGGAGUUCUAUAACGAUGAUGAAGACUACAAAUCGCCUUUAAAAGAGGUCGAGGAAAGACUGCUUUCACGUCAACUACGGGAAGUCAGUGUCACCCAGGAUUUUGUUGAUUUACUACUGGACAACCACUCCAGCAAUGCAGAGCUGUUCAAAGCCUACAAAAGGCUACCGCAGCCUGGUAUGGCAUUCUUGCCCCGAGGUAUAGUACGGGUUUUCUUACAACGCAUGGCAACUCCAUGGCAAAAGAGCGAAAAGUCGAUGAUCAGGUAUCUCUCACUGAUUGACGAUGCGCAAAGGGCGGAUGUACCAGUCACUAGGGCUGAAUGGGCUUCGGCCAUCUACCUAGCUGGACGAUCAUUCGCAAAGGUCACUCAAUCAGAAGUCAACGCCGCCUUUCGAAUAUGGAGACGGAUGGAACACGAGGCAGGCGUCAAGUCCCAUCAUGUAACUCUCAACAUCCUCUUCGAUAUUGCAGUCCGAGCCAACAAGUAUCCCCUGGCGCAGAUGGUGUUGAAGGAGAUGCAUGACCGUGGCCUUCGUCUGAACCGGCUCGGUCGCGUAAGUGUCAUCUACUACCAUGGAUUGCGAGCCGAUGGAGACGGUGUACGAAAAGCUUAUCGAGAUUUUGUAGAUGCUGGCGAGAUUAUUGAUACUCUGGUGCUCAACUGCGUGAUUGCGUCUUUGUACAACGCACAAGAGCCAACUGCUGCGGAGCAGAUAUAUGAACGCAUGAAAAGCCUCCAAGAAAACCUGCGACGAGGCAGACGGGACGAUGGUCAGACUGUCUUGUACAGACGAUAUCCGUUGCCUGGAGGGGAAGUGAUCGAACAUGAACUAGCAGCCAAUCAUCUGAAGAGGGUGUUGCUGAAGGCGUCGAGGUUGAAGGAUAUACUUCCCGAACAACACCAACAGCUACAGGACGCAAUGCCACUUACUCCUGAUCAUGUCACUUUUCGCACCAUGAUCUCUCACCAUGUCAAUGUCUCUGGGAACCUCAACCGGAUCACAGUCUUGCUCGAGGAGAUGAAAACCCUCUUCAACCUACCCAUGCAGAGCGUAUUCUUCCAGUUGUUGUUCAAAGGAUUUGCCUUGCAUGGAGCCACUCGAGACCCUGAUGCGUCCUGGAAUAAUCAACGGCUGGAUCUGGUCUGGAAAGCAUGUCAAGACGCCAUCCGAGCCGGGCAAGCUGCUUCAAGGGGCAAGUUUUCGAGAGAUGCCGAUGCCACAUUGCCCACGUCCGAGGCAAUCGAGCGAUCCCCUGAGCACACGUCUGAUCCCACACGCCCAACACCUAUGAAGAAGCUUAGCACAUGGAAUGAGUUUGUUCUAGAUCUGGCAGUGUUUCCUCGAGAACGCCGCAAACACAUUGAGCGCGUUCACGCCGAGCUCUUUGAUGAGGAAGAAGAACAGAAAAGGGCAUUGUUCAAGUCGUCGUCGUCGCCAUCCUCCUCAUACACUACCAAACAAUCGCUUCCACAUACACAAGAGACAUACUACCCUCUCGGCGACGCGGCUUUAGAUCGAGAAGAAGGCGAAUACGUUUUACCGUCGCCUAGUCAAGUGAUCGAUCCUGCUUUCCAACAGCACCGGCAGCAUGAUGAAUCAGGGCAUUUAGAAGAGCAAAGAAGUGAACAUGAAGGAGAAUAUCAGGGUCCGCACUACGAAGGGCAAGAUCAUAACGGCCAAUACGAAGACCGCGAGCAAGACCAGGACAUGCAAGACCAGGACAUGCAAGACGAGCGAGAUACGAGACCUAUUUCGAUAACGUCAAAACACCAAGUCCAAGCCACGAGGCCGCUGAUAUGUUGGUUACUGCGCGCCUACACGGUGUGCACGGGGGACCGGAAAAAGGUCGAACAAGUCUGGGCCACGGUCCGCAGACUGUGGAAGACGCAAGAUACGAACGAUCGAGAAAAUGUCUCGAGGGUGUUGAGAAGAUGCCUCAGGGAUUGUGAUCGAUUUGGACCACCUUUGUGAUGAUAUUCAAUAUAUAUAAACAUAAAGGUCCAGCUCCUGCCGAAAGCUUAUUUGUUUUGUUCCCUGAAAUAAACAGAGUAGAGUAAAUGUGACGCCGGCUUCGAGUGGUGUCACACAAGAAGCGUUCAGGAAUGUAUACAGAUAUAUGCUGUUUUUCGCCGAGAUUGGGUGGUUGAUACUGCUGAGUAAACACCAGGUGUGAUAUAAUACGGUCCAGCGAUAUUCUGACGGUCUAGCCAGUCUACAGGUUUGUUGUAUCUUGGUACAUAUCAG